Brenthis ino (lesser marbled fritillary) is the source of this 1179-nucleotide messenger RNA. NCBI's taxonomy places the organism in Eukaryota, Metazoa, Arthropoda, Insecta, Lepidoptera, Nymphalidae. The record is from the annotation of a GenBank genome assembly.
AUGAAAUGCCAUAUACCAGGACCGAAUGUAAAAGUUCUAGGAAGAACUAUACAUGCUUUGGCUAGAUUCGGUGAUGAAUUAUAUUUAGAAUCCCUUGUAGACUGUAUCGUUUUAAGAACUCUAAAUGCAGCUGAAAGUGCUUAUGCUAUGGUUAAAUUCAAUAAGAGUUUCUUUUCUUACUUCAAUUACAAUUUUUAUUCUACUGAAGAUAAUGAUGGGCUCAAAUGCAAAAUAUCUAUGAAAUCUGCUUUAAAUGCUUUCAAAUCCCCCACUCAUAUGGAUAAACAAGUUGAGAACCUCGAAAUAAAACUUGACCCAGAGUCAUGUAAAUUAAUAUUUCAAUUAAAAUGCAAACAUGGGAUUGUUAAAACACAUUUUGUUUGUAUAUUAGACUGCAAAGCUAUGCAAGCUGUGUACACCAAAGAUCUUGUACCAAACAGAAUAACAUCAUCCCAGAGAGUUCUGUCAGAAGCUCUAGGCAAUUUUCAACAUUCAGAUGACCAAAUAACAUUAGAAAUCUCUACUCAAUCACUUCUAAUGCGAAACUAUGUAGAUGCUAGCAUGGAUUUGUCAAAGAUUAUAAGAACACAAAUAUGUAUGAAACCCUCGGAAUUUGUUAGUUACAUUAUUGGAACUGAUACGACAAUCACUUUUACUCUUAAAGAAUUUCGAGCAUUAUUAGCUUUUGCUGAAGCCAUGAGUUUGCCAAUUCAAUUGCAUUUUGAAGUAACUGGUAAACCAGCAGUGUUUAUUAUACAUAAUGGUACCACUUUUGAGGCACAUUUUGUAUUAGCUACUUCCAAACCUGAUAUUGCUACUCCAGCAUCAACUCAAUAUAGUUCACGUACAGAAAAAAGAAAAGAAACUAAUACAACCCAACAAUCAGCAAAAAAGAAACCCCAUUUAGAUGUUGAUGUGGAAAAGUGCCUUGAAGAAGAUUCUCAUUUAUUUAAUUAUAUCGAUAUACCAGAAGAAAGUUUACAUGUAGAUAAAGUACCAGAAAAUGAUAAAUUUGGUCAAGAAAUGCUAUGUAUUGAAGAUAACAUGGACUGUGAUAAUAUACCUGCAUCACCAACUUCUCGAAUAAAAAUUAGAUCUGUUUUCAAAAGGUGCUUUGAAAGUACUUUUGACCCUAGAAGUAUACAACAAGCAGUAUUGGCUGAAAACUCUGAUAGUGAU